Linum trigynum is the source of this 1344-nucleotide messenger RNA. The record is from the annotation of a GenBank genome assembly. Lineage: Eukaryota; Viridiplantae; Streptophyta; Magnoliopsida; Malpighiales; Linaceae.
UUCUCGCAACUUACAAGCUCUCAUUUUCCGACUACUGCUGCUUUUGCUGUGCCACUGUUCCAGUUCCCUAACAAUGGCGGCCGCCGUCUCUUGCCACUUUGCUCUUCCAAACAACAAGCUCCCACUCCCAUCCUCCUCCUCCUUCUCCGGAAAUCUCUUCUUGCGGACGCCCCAGCUCUCCCUCGUUUCGCCGCAGCUUAGGGCCAACGGAGGAAGAAUAUCCUGUCAGAGCUCCUCCGUCACAUCUUCGCCGCCAUCUCCUGCCUUCGGGAAAGAGAAACCACAAUGGAAGGAUUUUCUUCACAUUGACGAUUUCGACAAGGCAGAGAUCAUGAAGAUUCUAGACUGGGCAGCUGAAGUGAAGGCAUUGUUGAAGUCCGGGGAAAGGGGGUAUCUUCCUUUUAAGGGGAAGUCAAUGGCUAUGAUCUUUGCUAAGCCAUCGAUGAGAACAAGGGUUUCGUUUGAGACUGGAUUCUUCUUGCUCGGAGGGCAUGCCAUUUACUUGGGCCCCCACGACAUCCAAAUGGGUAAGCGGGAGGAAACUCGCGAUGUUGCUCGUGUGUUGUCUCGUUAUAACAAUGUGAUCAUGGCUCGUGUUUUCGCUCAUCAGCAUAUAUUGGAUCUAGCAAAGUAUGCGAGUGUGCCUGUUAUAAAUGGCCUAACUGAUUAUAAUCAUCCUUGCCAAAUAAUGGCUGAUGCCCUUACUAUGAUUGAACACGUCGGUCAGCUGGAAGGAACUAAGGUCGUAUAUGUUGGGGACGGCAACAACAUUGUUCACUCUUGGCUAUUGCUAGCAUCCAUUGUUCCUUUCCACUUCGUUUGUGCUUGCCCUAAAGGGUUUGAGCCAGACCAGAAAACAGUGGAUAAGGCACAGCGGGCUGGCAUCAGCAAGAUUGAGAUAACAAACGACCCAAAAGAAGCUGUCUGUGGAGCUGAUGUUGUUUAUUUGGACGUGUGGGCCAGCAUGGGCCAGAAGGAAGAGGCUGCACAUCGCCGUCAAGUGUUUCAAGGAUUCCAGGUGGACGAACAGCUUAUGAAGUUGGGUGGCCCCAGGGCAUACUUCAUGCACUAUCUACCAGCAGAAAGGGGAGUUGAGGUUACUGAUGCUGUUAUCGAAGCACCGAACUCAAUAGUGUUUGCUCAAGCUGAAAAUCGAAUGCAUGCCCAGAACGCCAUAAUUCUUCAUUCGGUUGGAUUGUGAGGUAGCUAAGUCACUCAGGCCUAAGUUAUCGAGGAAAUAGUUAGUUCGGUUAGACGAGUUUUGAGAGUUGAUUUUAGCAGUCUUGCAGUGUUUUUGUAGGGAGUCUUAGAAAAGUAGGACUUGAAUAACGGUUUCUUGGGAAC